Molecule: messenger RNA, 1706 nt
Organism: Ceraceosorus bombacis
Lineage: Eukaryota; Fungi; Basidiomycota; Exobasidiomycetes; Ceraceosorales; Ceraceosoraceae
Source: the annotation of a GenBank genome assembly
AUGAUCUCCCUCACCAUCCCACGCGUCGCCCUGAGGGCCGCUGCCCCAUCCAGGCAGUUCGCUGCCGCUGCUAAUGGCAGCGUUCGAGGAGUCAAGACCCUCACAGAAGCCGUCGGAGAGGUCAUUCCCAAGAAGCGCGAGGAGCUGGCUCAGCUCAAGUCUAGCUCUGCCGAUAAGAGCCUGGGUGAAGUCAAGGUGUCGAACCUUUUGGGUGGUAUGAGAGGAUUGAAGAUUAUGCUCUGGGAAGGCUCCGUCCUGGACGCCAACACUGGUAUCACUUUCCACGGGAAGACUAUCCCAGACUGCGAAAAGGAGCUGCCCAACGCCAAAGAUCUUGGUCUCGGAGGCAAGGAGAUGCGUGAGUGCGCGCGUUGGCUGCAUCUAUUCUGCGCUCGGCCUGUUUAACGAUGUACGCGCUUGCAGUACCCGAGUCUAUGCUCUGGCUUCUCUUGACUGGCAACGUGCCCAGCAAUGAGGAGGUGAAGCAGCUGUCUGCUGAGCUCGCUGCCAAGGGAAAGCUCCCCAGCUACGUCGAGAAGAUCAUCGACAGCUUCCCCAAGACUUUGCGUGAGUGCGACAAUUGCGAGUGUGCCAUGUAGGCGGGAGUCCUGACGUGCAUGAUACCGGACGCUUUGCAGACCCCAUGACCCAAUUCGCUGCUGCUGUCGGUGCCCUCAACCACGACAGCGCUUUUGCAGCUGCAUACACCAAGGGCAUCAAGAAGACGGAAUACUGGCAGCCCACUCUGGAGGACUCCAUCGACCUGGUGGCCAAGCUGCCCGCCGUCGCAGCCCGCAUCUACUACAAUGUAUUCGGAAAGGGUGACGGCCAGCAAAAGAUUGACACCUCCAAGGACUUGAUCGGCAACUACGCCGAGAUGAUUGGCUACGGUGGAAACGAGGGUCUGACCGACUACCUCCGUUUGUACAUUGCCAUUCACGGUGACCACGAGGGUGGUAACGUGUCUGCCCACACUGCUCGUGAGUAGCAUCGUGUGUCGAGCAGAGCAAAGAAUAUGGCAGCUGAUCGUGCCUUUCUGUGGAACGCGACGCAACAGACUUGGUUGGCAGUGCCCUCUCCGACCCUUACUUGUCUUACUCUGCUGCUCUUCUCGGUCUCGCUGGUCCUCUUCACGGGUGAGCAUAAGUGUUGCACGAGCAUGGGACUCUAUAGAGACACGCUUACACGCACCGCGUCUGCACUUUCGCAGUCUUGCCAACCAGGAAGUGCUCGGAUGGGCCCUUGGCAUGCAAGACAAGGUUGGCCCCAACGCUUCCCACGAGCAGAUCAAAGAGUACCUUUGGGACACGCUCAAGAGCGGCCGUGUCGUUCCCGGUUACGGACACGCCGUUCUGCGUCGACCAGACCCUCGUUUCACAGCCCUGAGCCGAUUCUGCGAUGACAGACCCGAGCUGCAACAAUCUUCCAUCGUCCAGCUGGUGAAGAAGGUUUCCGAGGUCGCUCCCGGCGUGCUGAAGGAGCACGGAAAGACUGCAAACCCCUUCCCAAAUGUCGACGCCGCUUCCGGAUGUGUGCUCCAUGAGUACGGUCUUUCCGAAUUCCGCUACUACACUGUCAUUUUCGGUAUCUCCCGCGCCAUUGGAGCUCUGCCUCAACUCGUCAUGGACCGCGCUCUCGGUCUGCCCAUCGAGCGCCCCAAGAGUAUGAGCAUCGCUGCGCUCAACAAGCACCUGGGUAACAACUAG